Leptopilina boulardi is the source of this 1808-nucleotide messenger RNA. RefSeq names its product allantoicase-like. Lineage: Eukaryota; Metazoa; Arthropoda; Insecta; Hymenoptera; Figitidae. The transcript is spliced from 8 exons. The record is from RefSeq and is a predicted model, not a curated record. Gene Ontology annotation, molecular function: allantoicase activity. Gene Ontology annotation, biological process: allantoin catabolic process. Bases 86 to 1537 code for a protein of 483 amino acids.
UGCCGAUAAUACAUCUCGUAUAUAAACUUGAUUCAACUAAUAAUUCUCAGUUCAGUAUUAAGGGGCUAAUUGAAAGAACAUCAUCAUGUCGAUACCUAAUUUUACUCAUCUCAACGAACUUGCUUCAGAACGAAAUGGAGGAAAAAUACUUUUUAGUACGGACGACUGGUUUGCCACUGCUGAAAAUUUACUCAAGGAAGAAGAUGUUGAGUGGAAAGAAAAUUUGUUUACAAGCAAUGGAAAAUGGAUGGAUGGUUGGGAAACAAGAAGAAAAAGAAUUGCUGGUCAUGACUGGACAAUAAUUGCAUUGGGACGAUCUUCCGUUAUCAAAGGCAUAUGUGUAGAUACUGCUUUUUUCACCGGUAAUCAUGCUCCGAGAUUUUCUAUUCAAGCAGCUCGAUUAACACCUCAAGAAGAAAAUGCCUUCCCUAAACGAUUUUCUCAACUUGGUUCUGCCGCUAGUGAUAAGGAUCUAAAAACAAUGACUGAUUUAAAGACUGAGGAAUGGACAACUUUAAUACCAAUGACAAAAUUACAACCUGGAUAUCCCGAGACAAGGAAACACUAUGUAGAAAUAAUGUCAGAAGAAAAAUGGACUCAUUUAAGAUUAAAUAUUUUUCCUGACGGUGGAAUUGCAAGACUAAGAGUUUAUGGUUUUGCUAAACCCGAAUGGCACGCUGUUAAUAGUAAUACACUAAUUGAUUUAUUGUCAAUUGAAAAUGGAGGUGUUUGUAUGGGAUUUAGUGAUGCACAUUAUGGACAUCCUAAAAAUUUAAUUAAACCUGGAAGAGGAAUAAAUAUGGGCGAUGGCUGGGAAACGGCUAGAAAACACGAUAGACCUCCAAUAAUAAAACUUGAUUCAAAUGGAAUAAUUAAGUCUUACGGUGAUGAAUGGGCCUUAUUUAAAUUGGGUCAUGUGGGAAAAAUCUCCUCCAUUCAUGUUGAUACUAUUCAUUUUAAAGGCAACUAUCCUCAAAAUAUAAAAGUCGAAGGCGCUUUAGUUUCUUCUGAUGAAAAUAUUAAGGACGUUAAAUGGAAACUUCUACUGACACCUCAAAAGUUAUUUCCAGAUCAAGAGCAUAAUUUUGAAUUGAAUGAUCGCAUUGAAAAUGAUCCUAUUAAUUAUGUGAAAAUUUCAAUUGCUCCUGAUGGUGGUAUUUCAAGAGUAAGAAUUUGUGGUUUUAUUCAACCUAACUGGAAUGCUGUUAAUAAUAAUAAUUUAAUAGAUUUAGUGUCAAUCGAAAAUAGAGAUGUUUGUAGGGGAAUUAUGAAUGCUCAUUAUGGUGUUUCUAAAAAUUUAAUUAAGCCCUCAAGAGAAUUAAUUAAAGGCAAUCAUGCUGAAAAUAUACAAGUUGAAAGAGUUAUAGUUUCUUGUGAAAAAAAUGUUCAGGACGUUAAUUGGAAAUUUCUAUUGCCACUUCAAAAGUUAUUUCCAGACAAGGAACAUAAUUUUGAAUUGAAUGAUCGCAAUGAAAAUGGCUCUAUUAAUUAUGUGAUAGUUUCAAUUGCCCCUGAUGGUAGUAUUUCAAGGGUAUAACGAAAUAAAUUAUUCUUUAAUUCGAGCCUCACAAUUUGCGGAUAUAACUUCAAAAUAUUUUUGAAAGCUAAAAACCUAAGCAAUAACUUCGACGAAGAAAUUUUUUUUGAAUAUAUACUUUAAUAUAUGUGUAAGCUAAUAAACUAUCAUGAAUUUUUUUAAUUUAUUAUAGAAAAUAUGAAUACAUAUUAGUUUUAAAUUAUUUAUUAUUUAUAUUUGUUAACACUUCGAAUAUGUCUAUUAUUUAAAUAAUAAGUUUGUUUUUCACAUA